This is a messenger RNA of Podarcis muralis (Common wall lizard), 2719 nucleotides long. The record is from RefSeq and is a predicted model, not a curated record. Lineage: Eukaryota; Metazoa; Chordata; Lepidosauria; Squamata; Lacertidae.
GGGGGCGGGGCAAAGUGAUGAAUCAUCACAGUUCUACCUCUGCUUUGCCUGGGCUCUGAUUGGGCCUCGGGAGAGUCACGUGGCGCGGCGGCGCGGCUGCUCUUUCCCGCCUGCAGCCGCGCGCUCGCUCGCAGAACGUACAUGGAAUUUACUGCUUCUGUCAGGUUGAGAUUGCCAUUAUUUCUUGAUCAAACUAAUGUCAAAGCAGUAUUCAAGUGGCAGUAUCUUUGAUUAAAAGAAGUGAUUAUGCACCGAAGACAGAAAGGUUCAAAUAUUGGACUAUUUCUGCUACUUUCUCAGAUUUUCCAAGUUGGAGUUUCUAACAUUCCACCUGUGACACUUGCCGCUUUGGCAGCAAACGUUUGUCUCUUUUUACAACCCGUGAAACGACUGGACAAAACAUGCAUCAGUGUCACCGAGUGUCUUUACAGAAGAGAUUGGCAUCGUUUGUAUCUUUCACCAUUUCACCAUGUGGAUGAUUGGCAUCUAUAUUUUAAUAUGGUCUCCCUGCUUUGGAAAGGAAUUAAGUUGGAGAGGAGGCUUGGAAGUUUUUGGUUUGGAUAUAUCAUUACAAUAUUUUCUCUGCUAAUUGGAGUUGUGUACAUGCUUCUGGAACUUGCUCUUGCAGAACUUCUGGAUGUUCCUUCAUACAAACAGAGUUGUGCUGUUGGCUUUUCAGGAGUAUUAUUUGCUUUGAAAGUUCUUAACAACUGCUAUCACCCAGGUGGGUCAAGCAACGUCAUGGGAUUUAUUAUAUCCAAUAAGUAUGCUUGUUGGUUGGAACUUGUAGCAAUUCACUUACUGAACCCAGGGACCUCUUUUGCAGGGCAUCUGGCAGGUAUUCUUGUUGGGCUAAUGUACACCAUGGGACCUCUGAAGAUGCUCAUGAAAGCAUGCUCAGGUGGCUUUCGCUCUCAAACUGACUUUUCAGAACAAAGAAACAGAUACAAUUCAGAGAAUUUUAGAUACUCAGGUUACCCAUCGCACUCAUCGAGAGAUUACAGCAUGUAUACUGGUGGACUGAAUGAAGAAGAACAGGUUGAAAGGGCCCUCAGAAAUAGUCUGAAUGAUAGAGAAAUAAGUUGUUGGCAACCCAGAAGAAAACAUCCUAGACAGAAAGCAGUCUAUUUACAGGCCCAAGACAUUACGGCAAUGAGAGGAGACCCUACGGCUUCUGGCUUCCACCGGAAGAGCCAUCAGUUGAGGAACUUAGAAGGCAAAGACUUAAUCGAUUUGAGAGGUGGUAAAAUUCUCAGGUCUCUAAAAUAUAUAAAGGGCUCUUCCCAGUUGCCAGAGCACUGUCCGAUCUUUAUCAGUUUAGCAGUUUCUCAGAAAAUAAUGUUUCCUGCAAAUUAUCGUACCCAGGUGUGUGGAAAAUGUGCACUUGCUUUGCCUCUGGGCUUCCAAAGUUAAAAGUGAAGUUGAAAAAGUUUCUUUAAACCCUUACACCCUGCAAGGUACUUCCUUUUAGGGUUACCUUCAAAGACACUGCAGACAAAACCAAAGGGGAUUUCUCGCGCCACAAAACUCUGUUCUUAAAUUAUAUUGUAUUUGGGUUUAUUUUCUUUAACUCUGAUAAUCAUUUGCUUGUGUUUUGAAUAUAUACUGUGUGGAUGCAAAUGUAUAAUGAAAACGUUUAUUUUCUAUUUGGAAUCCCUAAAAAAAAUUCUGAGUACAAUUGACUUGGAAUAUCUGUGCAAGCACAAUUGAAAUGAAAGGGAAGAGAGAUGUGCAGGAACUAUACGUGGGCAGCACCCAUUCACUUGAGUGAGAUGGGCUUGUGGCACGCUUUUCAUUGUUGGAUAAUGCUGAGUCUUGCUUUACAUUGAGCUCACUAUGGAAGCUUCUGCCAGCUGCUUCUCUGCACAGAAUUUACGUCUCAAAUGCUCUGGAACAGAAUUUGAUGUGCCUCAGAAAAGUUCAAGAUACAGUUUAGGGCUUCUAGAUAACAGCUUUUAUUUGGCUGGGAUAUGCCCUCUUUAGAUCUGCUGAUUGGUUAAACCCAUCCAUAUUGUUUUCAGUAUAAUUUAAGAACUAAACAUUAUGGUGUGUAAAAAGAAGCUCCUGGCAGCCGUUCUGCAGUGCCUUUGGGCACAGUUGUGUGCUAGUGAUGUAUCUUUUUUAGGUAAUAAAGUGACACUCAGUGUAUAAAUAUAUUAAUGUACUAACACUUAAAUCUUUUUGUACACGAGAGGCCUGAACUUUGUAUAUUUUUCAAAGCCCAAGUAGGAGAACUUUCGUUGCCUUCAAUCUUUUCAGUAUUAUUCAUAGCAUAUUUAGAUUCAUGCUGUAAGUUUUGAUUAUUUGUAUUCGAAUGUGAGUUUACUUACUGACUGGGUUCUGUGUUUUUGAAGCAUUGACACAACUACCUCUCCAAGGAGUUUUGUCCAGGAUCUCCCUCUCCCUCUCCCUUUCUAUUCCUCCCUGCCCCCCAUAUGCACAUCAUAAGUAACAUCUGGAUGUUAAUGUAGCAGAAAUAUUGAUGAUGUAAUCUGUUUGUUUUCUGGAUUUCAUCAGCAGAUCCUCAGUUUAAAAAUAUGAAAACAUUUGAGAUGCACAGGAUAUUGUUUGGAUAGGCUUCAGUUUUGCAUCUGUAAUUUCCUUUAUCAGUGUUGUCCCAAGAGAACCAAAAUACAAAAUGGUUUUUUGUCUUGCCAAGUGCUGAGAGCUCUAAAUUUGGGAGAGGUUUCAGGAAUACAGUAAUGGCACUACAUAUAAA